UCCCUCAUAAUUAAUAUUAAUAAUUAUUAUAAUUAAGUAGGGGGUUUUUCCUAUUUCAUUUCGUACUAGUAUUAUCAAUUAUUUCAGUUAUAUUUUACAGCAAGCAAAAACUCGAUUCUCAAAAAAAAAUAUUAUCAUCAAUUCCAUCGCCCCCUCAUUUCCUUCAAAUUGUAAUUCAAUGACGGAUCCUUCUUACACUAGCCUUCCUACUAGUCACUUGCCUGGUUCUGUUCCGGCUGUCAUAACUGAAGGAAAGGCUUCAGCUAUACAACACGACCCUGAAGCAAAUCUUCAAAUAUUUCCUCCUAAUAGUGGCGGCGGCGGUGGACGGGGAUACCAGACUCUUACAAGUCCAAACGAUGGACAGCAACCUAGCAACAACUGGAAUGGAGCAUUCAGCGUUUCCUCUUAUACACAAUAUUUUAAUGUUGAUACAGAUGAUGUUGUGAACAGAUUGACAAGUUCUUUGUAUCCAACUGGGGAUUUUUUCAGAAAAACCGAAGCCAACCCAGAUCUAUAUGGACUCAUCUGGAUUUCCACCACAUUGGUAUUUGUGAUUGCUUCAUUUGGUAACUGUGCCACAUAUCUGAUGAGUAGAAAGGGUAACUCUAUGGUUUCUUGGAGCUUUGAUGUGAGCUACUUCCAGGUUUCAGCCAUAGCAGUAUAUGGUUAUGUCUUCAUUGUACCACUGGGAUUUUACUUGCUGCUUCAGUAUUUUGGUUCGAGGGUUGGUCUUGUCCAGUUUUGGUGCAUGUGGGGAUAUUCUCUCUUCAUUUUCAUCAUCAGCUCUCUUUUAUUAGUUAUCCCAGUGGAUUUUCUCCGAUGGACCAUCACACUCAUCACGGGUAUCGCUUCAGCUGCUUUUGUUGGUUUGAACCUCAAGUCUCACGUAGAGUUAAAUGACCUGACCAUUGUGUUGGUUGCUGCGUGCGUGUUGCAAUUUGCUCUGGCCAUCUUCAUUAAAUCAUGGUUCUUCCAUUGAGCUUCUAAAACCCUAGAAGUGGUAUUUCGAUGUAAGUGAAUUUUGAAAAAGUAUCAAUUGUAGAGAUUGUCUUAGGAUUCUAGGCAUGUUUAGAUCAAUGGUUCAAGUGGCAAGCACUGUUAUAGCCCUUGGUUUGUAGAAAGGAAAGAUGAAAAGAGUGUUGAAUUUACUAAUUGGUUUUGGAAGAAUGUGAUUUUAGUUGAAUACCUGGAUUUGCUUGUAAAACUAACAAUGCUUCCUUUUGGGCGAAUAUGUGAUUUCUACCCCAAGUUUGUCCAGUUUGUUUAA
Molecule: messenger RNA, 1270 nt
Organism: Erigeron canadensis
Lineage: Eukaryota; Viridiplantae; Streptophyta; Magnoliopsida; Asterales; Asteraceae
Product: protein YIPF1 homolog
Exons: 6
Coding region: 179-982 (267 amino acids)
Biological process (GO): vesicle-mediated transport
Cellular component (GO): membrane; Golgi apparatus
Molecular function (GO): small GTPase binding
Source: RefSeq, a predicted model, not a curated record